AUGGGUUUUGUUUUCACAAAAUUAACGCGGUACAUUUUGGUUGCGUAUUUGAUUUAUGCGGGUACAAAUUAUUUAUUACGAUACAAAUCUUAUAACAUUUCUCCAAAGUUGUUCAAAUCGAUUGCUGCAAAAGUCGCCGACACAAAACCAAAUGUUCGAAGUGCAAUUUCUGGAGUAACAUCUGGAAUGAGAAAUAGUUAUAAUACAUUGAUCCCAAACACUGUCGAAUGGCAUCCUUUUAUUCUUGGAAACUUGGAAUUGAAUGUAAGUUAUCUAUUUUCAGCGAAUUAAAAAUAUAUUUAUUCUUUCAGAUCUUCCCAAUGCAUUUAUCCCUUACUGAAUUUGCCGUAAUAAUCGGAGCUCCUUUCGAAACAUCUGGAAGAGCUGGAUUCCAUUGGUCAAAUACAACAUGUACAGUUUUAACUGGUUCAGUAUCUCGCGUUCGUGAUUCUGCCGUCCUCGAGGAAACUUCAGCUUUUUCAACUGGCGCCAAUUUCAGACACGGAGAAUUUGAAUCAUACAAUUACAAAUUUGCUCAAGGAACUUAUGUUGCAUGUUACGGUAUGUUGAUUUUCCAAAUAGUUUUACAACAUAAUAUAUUGAAUAAAACCAACUCGGACAGUUUUACAAUGUUAGAAUGAUUUUGGUAAUUUUGGAAUUCAGGUCGUGGCCUAGUUCCGUUGUCUGGUGUUUGGACAACAACAUCUUCUAUUUCUCAUGGCGAACCAUUCGCUGCUGGUCGUCUGAUUCUUACAUUUACACAAUCGAUAUAUGAUCGUGUUGCUCUUUCACUUCUGCAUACUUAUAAUCAUUACAAAUCUCGUGUUACCGGUAAAAACGAAUUGUAA
Messenger RNA from Caenorhabditis angaria, 848 nucleotides. The record is from the annotation of a GenBank genome assembly. NCBI's taxonomy places the organism in Eukaryota, Metazoa, Nematoda, Chromadorea, Rhabditida, Rhabditidae.